ACAGGGGCCAAUCAGGACGGUGCUGACGAAGGGCGUGGCCGGCAUCGGGAAAACAGUGCUGACUCAGAAGUUGAGUCUGGACUGGGCUGAAGGCCGGGCCCACCAGGACCUCCAGCUGCUGUUCCCGUUCACUUUCAGAGAGCUCAAUGUGCUCAGAGUCACAGUUCAGCCUGGUGGAGCUGCUGCACCACUUCUUCAGUCCAUCCAAAGAUCUCUGCAGCUUUGAAGACCUCCAGGUGCUCUUCAUCUUUGACGGUCUGGACGAGUGCAGACUUCCUCUGGACUUCGGCCGAACCCGGGUCCUGAGCGACCCCACAGAGUCCACCUCAGUGCACGUGCUGCUGGUGAACCUCAUCAGGGGGAGCCUGCUUCCCUCCGCUCGCCUCUGGAUAACCACACGACCCGCCGCGGCCAAUCAGAUCCCUGCUGAGUGCGUCUCCAUGGUGACAGAGGUCAGAGGGUUCACCGACCCACAGAAGGAGCAGUACUUCAGGAAGAGGUUCAGAGAUGAACACAAGUCCACAGACGUCAUCUCCCACAUCAAGACUUCUCGCAGCCUCCACAUCAUGUGUCACCUCCCGAUCUUCUGCUGGAUCCUCUCCACAGUCCUGGAGAACAUUAUGAGAGAAAUGCCUGAAGUUCUGCCCAAGACUCUGACCAACCUAUACAUCCACUUCCUGAAGGUCCAGAUUAAACAGAAGAACGUCAAAUACAAGAGAGAACCUGAGGCAGGACUGGCCUGGACUCCAGAGACCAGGGAGAUGGUGAAGUCUCUGGGGAAAUUGGCCUUUGAGCAGCUGCAGAAAGGAAACCUGAUCUUCUACGAGAGUGACCUGAGCGAGUGUGGGCUGGACGCUGCAGCGGCCUCAGUGUACUCCGGAGUGUUCACACAGAUCUUUAGAGAGGAGCCAGGCCUGUACCAGGACAAGGUCUACUGCUUCAUCCAUCUGAGUGUGCAGGAGUUUCUGGCGGCUCUUCACGUCCAUCAGACCUUCUUCAGCUCUGGAGUGGACCUUCUGUCCUCACCUCACUCCUCUGAGAGUCCAGACCCUGAGGCAGACUUCUACCGCUCUGCUGUGGACCAGACCUUACAGAGUCCAAACGGACACCUGGACCUGUUCCUGCGCUUCCUCCUGGGGCUGUCUCUGCCGACCAAUCAGAGGCUGCUGCAGGGUCUGCUGACUCACACAGGAAGUGACCGGGACAAUCAGGAGACAGUGGAAUACAUCAAGGAGAAGCUCAAUGGAGGUGUGUCUGCAGAGAGGAGCAUGAACCUGUUCCACUGCCUCUACGAACUCCAUGACCGCAGCCUGGUGGAGGAGGUCCAGAGCUUCAUGAGAAGAGGCUGGCUGUGUGAGAUCCCUCUGACUCAUGCGGACUGGUCGGCUGUGGCCUUCCUCUUACUGUCCUCAGACUCAGACCUGGACGAGUUUGACCUGAGGAAAUAUGGCUGUUCAGAACGAGCUCUUCGGCAGCUGCUGCUGGUGAUCAAAACCUCCACCACGUCCAUUCUGUCCAGCUGUAACCUGACGGAGCUCAGCUGUGCUCCUCUGGCCUCAGUCCUCAGCUCCUCCAGUCUCACACAUCUGGAUCUCAGUAACAACGACCUCCAGGACUCAGGAGUGGAGCUGCUGUGUUCUGGGCUGAAGAGCGCCCCCUGCAGACUGGAGACGCUCAGUCUGUCUGGAUGUCUGGUGUCAGAGAGCGGCGGCGCUGCUCUGGCCUCAGCUCUGAGCUCCGUCCCCUCCCACCUCAGAGAGUUCGACCUGAGCUACAACCAUCCAGGACCCUCAGCAAAGCUCCUGAGCGCUCUACAGGACCAGCGCCCCCUGCUGUCUGUCAGGUUGGAUCCUGCAGGAGAACAGUGGAUGGUUCCGGGUCUGAGGAAGUAUUUGUGUGACGUGUCUCUGGAUCCAAACUCAGCUCACAGGAGACUCGUGGUGUCUGCAGACAGACUCACAGUGACACAUGAGGAGGACGAGGAGCAGGAGGAAGAGCAGAGUCCAGAUCAUGAGGACAGGUUCCUCCUCUGGCCUCAGGUCCUGAGCUCGUCUGGCCUGAGGGGGCGCUGUUUCUGGGAGGUGCAGUGGAGGGGCUGGGUGGACGUGGCAGUGACGUACAGACCCACAGGAGACACAGAGGAGAAGUUUGGACAGAGUCAUCAGUCCUGGAGUCUGAGGAUUAAUGACACAGGGUUCUACGCGUGUCACGACAACACAGAGACCUUGGCCAUGUCCCACAGCUCAGAUGAGACGGCCGUGUCCUCAGAUAAAAUAGGCGGGGCUUCGGGCGGCGUGGGCGUGUACCUGGACUCGGAGGCUGGCUCUCUGUCCUUCUACAGGGUCUUCUCUGAAGGAGGACUGUUCCAUCUCCACACCUUCAGCUCCACCUUCACAGAGCCGCUGUGUCCGGGGUUCGGCCUGAGCGCUCCAGGCUCCUCUGUGUCUCUGAUAAACUGAACAUGUCAUUCGUUGUUUUGCCGGUGGUGUUAGUCCACUUAAUUUAGUGAUCUAUUCUGAGCUUUUAAACAUGUUAUAGUUGUUUCCCUUCACACUGAUCCUCUGCACAGAGAGUGAUACAUGCAUGUUUGAGUCUUUAAUCUCCUGUAUUUAAGUGUGAAGUUACAUUUCUAUUUUUCUUAUAUAUGUGUAUGGUUCAGCAGCAUCGUGUAGUCAGUUUUGCACAAAUAAAAAAACAGUAGAGUAAUGUGCAGCAGACAGGAGCAGACAGUGUGUGGCUCUUUGUUGUGAUGAGAGCAAAAUCAUUUUUUAAAAGUUGUUUUAGAUCAAUAUUGCAAUUUAAAGUGAUAACAAAAUGACCCAUGUGUGUUAUAGAUUAUUAUGGAAGCCCUGAGAGGCAAGAGAGAGAGAGAAAAAAGAGGCAGGUCAUUUGGGCUCUAUUUUCUAAGUGUGUUUUUUUUUCACCAAGUCACCAAAAAAACAACAACCAAGUGUUUUUCCAGUAUGUUACUGUAAAUACCAAACUUCAGUGCCGGUGGACCAGUGGAAGAUUAGCUCAUGGUGUUAGGACGUGGGCAGCUGAGAAAAAUUAUAGCUUUUUUUAUUUUUAAUUUUUUUGUGGAAACCGAACCGUCUCUUCACUGAGAGGCUCCUGGCCAAGUGUUCAUGAUGAAGCUGUAAACAUGCAACUCUAAUGCAAAUAUUGUU
Molecule: messenger RNA, 3167 nt
Organism: Boleophthalmus pectinirostris (great blue-spotted mudskipper)
Lineage: Eukaryota; Metazoa; Chordata; Actinopteri; Gobiiformes; Gobiidae
Product: protein NLRC3-like
Exons: 5
Coding region: 147-2459 (770 amino acids)
Molecular function (GO): protein binding
Source: RefSeq, a predicted model, not a curated record